AUGAACGAGACGGAAGCAAAUUACAGCCAGCCAAAACUCGAGUUGUAUGGACUAUACCGAGCCUUGCGGCGAUGGAGACUGUAUCUCGUAGGCAUCAAAACCCUCCACGUGGAAGUAGAUGCCAAGUACAUCAAGGGCAUGCUUAACGAGCCAGACCUUCAACCAAAUGCUACAAUCAACAGAUGGAUCCAGGGGAUUCUGAUGUUUGACUUCAAGCUGAUCCAUGUACCCGCCACCCAACACAAAGGGCCUGACGCACUCUCACGACGA
Molecule: messenger RNA, 270 nt
Organism: Trametes versicolor FP-101664 SS1
Lineage: Eukaryota; Fungi; Basidiomycota; Agaricomycetes; Polyporales; Polyporaceae
Exons: 1
Source: RefSeq, a predicted model, not a curated record